UUAAAUAUAUAAGUUGAGAUAUUAAACCACAUAAGUUAAGUGAUUAAGGAUGCACUUAAUCCAUAUGGAUCACAUUCGAAUUGGUCCAAGUCGAUUCAUAUACGUUGAUUUUGGAUUUGGUCCAUAUAGAUACGAACCAAAUCGGUCUAAGUUGAGUAAAUCUGCACCCCUACAAUAUGAAUAUUCUUUAGUCCGGCUCAAAAUGGAUUAUUCCACCUAAUUAGGUCCAAUUCAUAUGGGCCUAUUUGGGCUAAGAACCGGCCCAAUCUCUUGAUUUCACUGAUUUCAGGUUCGUGAACACACACCGUGCAGUGUCUAUUUUCUGGUCACUGAAUUCAGAAGCGAUUUAAUUUCUAAAACACUCACUGUACAUAACCGUAGGGAAACGGACCAUAGACCAGAGACCAUCGCCAAAAAAUUCACUUCGUGUUUCUUGCCGCCAAAAAUUCAUACAAUAAUCUAUCCGUUAAAGCUUCCAGCUAUUUCGACUCUGUACUCCGCUUCUCAUUCCUCCUGCAGCAGAACCAUCACACGCGAUGCGCACUCGUUUCGUACCCACGGACUACUCCACUACAUUCGACGCCGCCGGAAGCUGUGGUCCAGUCGAAACCCUAGGCUUCGUCCGCCUUCCUCUCCCUCGCCUUCCUCCGGAUUUCCCCCCAUUUUCUGCAAAUUUUCUGGAGUCCUUUAAUGAAACCCCAAUUUUUGGCGACUCUUGCGAAAGUGAGAAGUUACCGAUCGACGAUGCUCUCUCAAUAUUCUUCUCCGACGUCCUUCCUCACUUUGUUGGCUGCGCCAGUUUUGAGGAAACGGCAAUUGGCCGCGGUGAGGAAGCAACUGAGGAGAAAUAUGGAACAACAUCGAAUAAAAAGAAUGGGAAUGGACUUAGGUUUGUGCAAUUUGAAACUCCAGAGAUGGAUACAUCCUUGCUCCCAUCGCAGAAAAGUGCGGUCAAUUCCCAUAUACAGUGCUUGCAUAUUUUCUCGGAGCUUCCAGAUGCUCAAUUUCCAAUGGAUCCACUCAAUUCUGAGCUUAUGCUACAGGAUCACCCUGAGAUUCAGCAAUCACUAUACUCAGUUGAUGACAUGAGUGUAGAAUACUCUAUGGAGCAAAAAACUGAUAUGUUGGAAGAUACUAAUUCUGUUCAAGGAAAACUUCAUUCUCAUAACAUCAAGUUUCCUCUUUUUGAAGUGGAUGUGGAAAGUCUGGGUGUUCCUGGAGGAAUAUAUAUGACAGACGAACUUCUGAGUUUUGGAAAUAUUGAAAAGCAGAUGGUGGAACAGCCUGCUGAAAUAAUUAUUAACAACAAGGAGCUUCUGGGUUCUACUGAGUCUGACCUGCUAAAGUAUCUAUUAGAUCACUGUGUAGCUACAGAUUGUCUUGAGGACACAAACAUUUCAUCAGAAAUAUACUUCAUAAGCAUUAUUGAACUGUCAAAUAAUGAGGGGUACUCAACACUCCAUCAUGGAAAACCAGAUGGUGAUCUUAUUUGGUCCAUGGAGCCAAUUCUCUUUGAUGAAUUUUUGUUCCUUGAUUUGGAUCCAUAUUAUUUCUGUGAGGUACUUUCAGAUUCAGCAAAGAAGACUGAUGCUGAAACAUGUGAACUCAUGUUUGAAGAAGUCAUGAACUUCAACAAUUUCAGCCAAUUGAUUGUUUGUCAUGAGCUUACCCUUAUGGACGACUCUUUUAAAUCACUGCCAGUACCAAUCUUUUCAGAUAAUAGAAAUAGUUCAUCACAUAAACUGCUUGAGGAACUAUUGGCCCAGUUGGAUUGGCAGUCCUCAUCAGCAUCUGAUGGUCUGUAUCUUGAUUGGCAUUUUCUAGGAGCAGAUGAUUGUGAACCAGCAAAAUAUCCUUCUUGUUGGAAACUGUUACGGGAGAUAGACACAUACAAGACGGAUGCUGAUAUAAACUCGAGUGUCUGUGAAAAGCUGAUAUUUGAUUUUAUUCUCUCUGAAUGUCACUCUGAUAAACCAAAUGCAGAAAACUAUAAGGAAGUUCUGAACUUAUCUUGUAAUGCUGCCCCUAUAUACCAUUCUUCUGGUAAAGCAGAUUUAAUUAGUUCCUGUAAUCAAGGAGAUGGAAAAAGGAUAAGUGGAGACAUUUCAUCGAAAAACAGUGUUGAGAAGGUUCCAAUGUUUGGUGAAUCCAUGUCUAGUGAUCUAGAGUUCUUUCUGAAUCCUCGUAACUACGCUAUAGAAAGAGAAAGUAUAACUGCAAACACGCUAGUCGAUACUAAUACUGUAUGUCAAGUGCUGCCGACUGAUGAUUCUGCCGCUGCUAAUGGUACUACUGAGCUUCAACAGAAAUUGAAUGUCAAGCUAUGUCAGAAAAAACAUUUGGAUUCUCCAUCAGCCCAGGUUGAGUGCAACACUGAGCGGGGAGAGUUACUAUAUACUACACCUGCCAAGCAAAUAUCUAGCAAUGAUCCUGCAGAAGCCGUAAAUGAAGUUGACAACUGCACCGUGGUGCCUGUUCAAUCCAUUCCAGUGGGCUGGGAAUCAGAGCAAAAUCUCUCGUGCGAGCCUUUUUGCCCCAAAAUUGUUGUAAUAGUGAACACCCGGAAUUUCAAUGCAGAAAUGGUAAUUUCCAGGAGAAGCACAUAUCAAAGGAUUCUUAAAAUGGAACAAGGAGGAGCACAAGUUGUAGAACGUGACAUAAGUCUACCUGUUGAUGUAAUAGUAAGUUCCGGGGUUAGUCUCACUUGGUAUGACUGCAAAAAUAUUGGAAAGAAAGCUUCAGCUCCGGACGAGGCCUUUUCAUGCUUGCCGUUGUGUGUUGAAAGCAUUGCUGCUAGUAUUUUGACUGACUUGAGCUUUGCUUUCAAUUGCUGCAUCCUGAUAUUUGAGGGAGAAUGCAAUUUCCUGUCUAGCAUUAUGGAAUCAUCAGAUGAACUCUAUGCUGCGGCAGCUAGCUUAGGGAUUGAUAUACAGAUUUUUUGCUCAUAUUCAUAUGAGAUGACCGAAGAAAUUAUAUUGUCCUGCAUCAAGGCUACAGCAGGGAUGAGUAGGAACCUCUAUCCAAAAAUGUUGGACUCCGAGAGCCUAGCAGAAUCCUUUCUCACUGCAUUUCCUUCCAUUAAUCCUCUCUCAGCUCAUGCAAUCUUGUCUUCUGAUGCCAUACUUGGGAAAUUUCUGGAGAUGUCAAAGGGGGGCAAAAUUUGCGCUCUUCAGAAGUAUCAGGUUCCUGAUGAAAGUGUUGCUUUGCUGAGUGCAAUAACCAGAUAUGGGGAGCGAGAGGAUUCUAAAUCCGGACUGACAGAUUGCUCCUCUUCAGUAUCACUUCCAGACUCCGAAAAUGUCCAAUUCAAAUUGGAAUCUGAGAGGAAGAAACCUAAAUAUACACACAAGCUUUACAAUGCAUGUGAGUCUCCAAAUGACUUGUUUCAUAUGGAGCCGCUCAAGUUUGACCAACAUAAUUAUUCCAAAUUGUCCGUCCCAUGCAAUUCUUGGCUGUCAGAAAGGGCUGAGAUAUCCGAUAAAACAGAGCAGUUCAGUUUAUCUUUCAAUGACAAUUUACUCAGUCAUAGCACGGAUGUUGAUACUGACAUGAUAAAGAAGUCCAUGGAUAUGUCGAGCCUUAAUGAAUUUCCAUUGAGAAAAGGUCUUCAAAUACCAGAUGAGAGAGAGAAGACCUGGAUGCCUCAGAUUGACACAAAUUACAGCCCAAGAAGGAGAUCAGCUACGACAUCAAAGAACUUUAGCAGACAAAGUAUGAAGGGGACUGGGAUUCUGCAGGAGGAUUUUCCUGGUGAAGGUAUUGUAGAGGAUACUCCAGCAUUUAUGGAAAAUAUUUCUGUUGCAAACUCCCCUGGGUUUUCACCGUUUCUGCUUGAUGUUGAGAAAGACUACGUAGCAAGAAAUUCCAGGGUGAGUAAGCGACCUCUUAGUGCAACUAAUCUGCCCACGUUCGAAGAUCAUACUGAUUUACAUUCUGCCUCUGCUACCUGGGUUUCGAAAAAUGAUAAGAGGCAAAUCUUGAGGGAAAAGAUUAAACCACAUUUUGAUACCAUUAACAGAAAUAAUAGUUCUGCGGUGAAUGAAAAAGGGAUUUUGGAUGAGGAUAUGAUAGAAAAACUUCCACAGGAUUCCUAUAAAUUCUCUUUCCAAGACAAGGAUACACAAGGUUUUGGUGGCACGCCACUCUCAAAUGCUCUUCAUUCUACUCAGCAACAAGGAUCACCCUGGACCAUAGAAUUUCUUAACAGGAUAAGGGAAAAGAGUAGAUUGCGUAAGCAGUCUGUUUCAUAUGAUUUAUCCUCUCCUUGUUUUGCUUCCCCCGGGAACACAUCAAAGUUCACUAAAAGGAAGAGUCCUUCAAUUCUUGAAUUCUACAAAUAUGACGGAGGUAGCACCAAACAGAAAAUAGUUGAUAAAAAAAUACGUAAGAGACCUUCACAACCACUAAAGUCCUUGAAGAAUAACAAGGCUUCGACUUCGUAUCCUCCAUCAUGCACUCCAGUUGAUAAGAAAGCAAGACGGGCACUAUCUUUUUCGACAAAUGGAAGUGGAGGGCAGAGUAAGCUGGUUUGGAGGGAAAACAAUUAUCAUACCACGCCAACAAGAUUUUAGCAUCAACUCAAGCGAUGUUAUUGUUGACCCUGGUGCAGCAACAGAUCACUAUCGAGCGUAGUUGCUAGCUUCAACUUUUCACCUCUGUCCUGCAGAUACACAUUGAAACGGUCCAGAUAGAAUCCAAACAGGUCAAAUAUUGAUAUGUAUUGCAUUUAUUAGGAAAGUUGAAUUUGUUAGUUCAUACCGAGUUCUGUUCGUGAAUGAUAGAUGCUGAGCUUUGUUUAUAAAACUAGAAGCACAGUACGGUAGUGUGCAGGUAUAUGUAUUAUGAAAAUAAUGCAGAAAAUGCAUAUGUUUCCUUUGUAUCUUGUCUUUAAGCUGUUUAUUAACCAUCUUUAUGCAAGUACGGUGUUAGAAGAAGCUGUCAGGAGUAAUAAAGUCAGAAUUUGGUUUUGGACAAUGAAGAUUGCUUUUUAUCAGCUACAAGGGUCGUCCAUGAUCCUCGUCUUCUCUUCAACAUCAAAUGAGAUUUCCUUUGUAUCAAGUUGGUUUCCACAAGUUUUAUUUUCUAAAUUUGAUGGAUCAAUGGUUUAUGUACCCUCAUAAUUUGUUCCAAUAAUCUAUUGCUUUCCCUAAACAG
This is a messenger RNA of Erythranthe guttata (spotted monkey flower), 5154 nucleotides long. RefSeq names its product shortage in chiasmata 1 (gene SHOC1). Lineage: Eukaryota; Viridiplantae; Streptophyta; Magnoliopsida; Lamiales; Phrymaceae. The record is from RefSeq and is a predicted model, not a curated record. Gene Ontology annotation, biological process: reciprocal meiotic recombination; resolution of meiotic recombination intermediates.